Molecule: messenger RNA, 1586 nt
Organism: Coregonus sp. 'balchen'
Lineage: Eukaryota; Metazoa; Chordata; Actinopteri; Salmoniformes; Salmonidae
Source: the annotation of a GenBank genome assembly
AAAUUUUUUAAGACUCGCGAAGGGUGACUUGUUAUUGUUUUGACUGGGGCAUAGAACCUGCAUAAAACAGACGGGGUGUAAGGAAAACGCAGAACGAAGAGAUGGCAAAAAUACAUCGCUAGCACAGACUCGUUGGGGGUAGGUUCUGGGGAGACUGCUAUCGCAAGAUAAAAGAGCAAAGUCAUCUUUCAGACGCCCCCCGGUCUACAGAGACACUUUACAGCCCUCAAUAACCAUUGCAUUUGAUGUAAGAAGUCGUUUGACGAGUUUGCAUGACUGGGUGACGCCAGGCGCCCUCUCAUUACACAUCAGACUACUAGCUACGUACUUCUCAGGACUGCGGAACAACCACUGCGCUGCUUUGUUUUUAUUCUACACCUGUUGUCAGUAUGGCUCAGCUGAAAAUAUCACUUUGCGUGUUGGUGUCUAUUUGUCUCGCCUCGGUUUUGUCCAUAGACAGCUCCGUUCAGUUUGCGUCCGAAAGUCUCAGUUCCUCCACUGUUCGCUCGGUGUGUAAGUCCAUCCCCAGCACACUUUCUCUGUGCCACGGCGUCGGUUACCGGGAGAUGCGGCUUCCCAACCUGCUGGGGCACGACUCGUUGAAAGUAGCCCAGCAGCAGUCGGCCGCGUGGCUGCCGUUGGUCUCCAAACUCUGCCACCGGGAGACCAAGAAGUUCUUGUGCUCGCUCUUCGCUCCGGUGUGCCUACCGGAGGGGCCCGUGCGCCCCUGCCGUGGGCUGUGCGAGGCUGUGAGGGACGGUUGUCUCCCCGUGAUGAGCGCAUUUGGGUUCCCGUGGCCCGACAUGUUCAACUGCACCCGGUUCCCGUGCGGGACCCAUCUCUGCAUUCCGACCACGACCCGAGACACAGAGUGUGCGCGGAAGGGAGAGGAAGAGGGACACGAGGGGGUAUCAAAGGGUUUGUGCCUAUCAUCUUAGAGAGCUGCUCAUCUGCAAAACAUUUCCACUCUCUUUCACACACGCACGCUCAUCCUGUUCUCCGUGGCAUGUCUCUUGGUGUCCUCAGGAACAGUGAUCUGUGAUGCAUGCAGUCUGGCCGCUGAGGGAGAGAAAGACAUCCAGAACAACUUCUGCAACAGUCCAUAUGGUGAGUGAUAUGUGUAUGGCAUUGGUUACACUUUUACACAGAGGCUUAUAGAGGUCUAGAACGUGUUUACAUGUUUGAAAAAGUGUUUACAGACAGGUAUUUCUUUGUUUCCUCGCUCAGCCUUUAAACUGCGUAUCGGGAGUGUGUCUGUGGAGGGGGGUGACCGCAGGAUAGUCCCUCUGGGCCGGAGUCGCAUCCUGAGGUGGGAGGGUGGAGGUGCGGAGAGGGCCGAGGGCGUCGGGGGGGCCAUGGCCUACAGUGCCCUUUGGCUGCAGGAGGGGGGUACCUGCACCUGUCCUCCCCUGGAGGAGGCAGAUGGGGGAGAGGGAGAGGGGAAGGGGUCCCUGGCAGGGGUGUGGUACUUGGGCCUUGCUGGCGCACAGGAGGGCAGGCUCGUCCUCUCUAGUCUGGUGAGGUGGAGGAGGGGGGACAAAGAACUCAAGAAGUUCAUCAGGAGACUGCUCAAACAACCCUGCUAA